This is a messenger RNA of Anisakis simplex (herring worm), 378 nucleotides long. The record is from the annotation of a GenBank genome assembly. Lineage: Eukaryota; Metazoa; Nematoda; Chromadorea; Rhabditida; Anisakidae.
AGUUUUGCUGACAAUCCUCAGUAUGCGGGCAGCGUAUAUGCGGACGAGAAUACGGUAGAGGGUGAUGGAAAAUGUACGAUGAUAGUGGCAGUGAUGCAGAAAUAUCGACGAGAAUUACAAUGCAAGGGCUUGGAUAAUCUGGCAAUUGGGUUUUCAAUCUACAAUUGCGAUCAUUUGAGGGAACGUAUGGGAAGACGCUUCUUCGAAACAGAACAUGUAUUUGCGAGUACUAAAGCGUUUAUAAAUCGCAGAGAAGCAACGCUGAGGUUCCGAGGCCCACCUGGUGGUUAUUUAAUAGUGCCGUCAACGUUUGAUGCAGGUGAAGAGGCGGAAUUCCUUUUACGAGUUUUCGCAAAUGGACCAAUUCAAUGGAGGUGA